This is a messenger RNA of Tetranychus urticae (two-spotted spider mite), 2628 nucleotides long. It is a transcript of the gene hyx, whose product is annotated as cell division cycle 73 hyrax. Gene Ontology annotation, biological process: positive regulation of transcription elongation by RNA polymerase II; transcription elongation by RNA polymerase II. Gene Ontology annotation, molecular function: RNA polymerase II complex binding. Gene Ontology annotation, cellular component: Cdc73/Paf1 complex. The record is from RefSeq and is a predicted model, not a curated record. NCBI's taxonomy places the organism in Eukaryota, Metazoa, Arthropoda, Arachnida, Trombidiformes, Tetranychidae.
UUUGUCCGCUUAAUUUAUUGAGAAUCUCUGAAUUGGUGAAUUUUAUGUAAUUUAGUAAACUUUUAAAUUGAUUUUUUUAAUUAUUCAAUUUCCAAGGUGGAAACUUGUCCUUUGAUUGCCGUUUUUUCAAUUUGAAUUUAUUCUCCUUGAGACUUGAUCCUUAAAUACUUGAGUCCGGAUUCUUUACUUGGAUUCAUUCAACAUUUGGUUUCUCACAUUUUAGUGAAUAAUUGAGCUUAAUCUUUAUUUCUUGUACUCCAAUUUGUUUUGAUUUUUGUUUCAACUUUGUAUAAAUCUAUUGAAACCGUGUCCAGAUGGCCGAUCCCCUGUCACUUCUCAGGCAAUAUAAUGUCAGCAAAAAGGAUAUUAUCGAAAAAAACGACUAUAUCUGCUUUGGUGAAUCUUGUUGGCCCAAGAAUGUUAAAACUAAUUAUCUUUCUUAUGGAUCAUCUCGAGAUGGACCCAACAAGGAUUAUUACACUCUUGAGUGUUUAUAUUUUUUCUUGCGAAACAAAGAGAUGCAACAUCCUGCAUAUGUUCGUCAAGCAGCAGCUCAAGGUGUCCCUGUUGUCAGAAGACCAGAUCGUAAAGAUCUUUUAGCCUAUUUGACUGGUGAAUCAGCGACUUCACAAUCUAUUGAUCGUAGUGCACCUCUUGAGCUUCCCAUACCGUUGCACGAAAUUCAAGCUAAAUUUGGAAAAGAAGACAGUGAAAAAGGUCCCGUCGGAGCUCUCGGCAAAUUAGGUUCAGGCGAUGCCACAAGAGCUGAAGCCGCUGAAGAUGAAGGAGAAAGUGAUCCUAAAAAACUCAAGAUUGAUAGCAAACAUUUCUUGACUGAAGCAAAGAAACAGUUCUCUGAUCGAUUAGAUGCACCUAAAAUUAAAAAAUCCGAACUAAUCGAGGCUGCUGGUGGCCAAACUGGCGCAGGAAUCCUAGGAUUGCGAGGGAUCGGAUCAGCAGCAUCUUCAUCUGCCACUUCUCUUAAAGAAGCUUUAACCCUAGAACAAAUUGCUUCUCUCAAAGCUAAGCGUAUGGCUAAGAAACGUAUGACCAUUAUCGAUGCUGAAAAUGAAUUCGAAAAAGAAGGUGCUAACUUAACAGGGAGUGCGGCAGCUCCGGCAAGCUCUCUUACCGGCCCAUCUUCUAUUUUGUAUAAAUACGAUGCUAAUGUUACUCGUGAAAUUCAGUCGAAAGAAAGAGUCUGGAGAAACCGAUCUACUAUUCUUGUUUCAAGUGGAAAGAACUUUGCAAAAUCUAUCUUCCCUAUUAUCCAAGCAAUUAAAGUCCGAGAAGAGGGUUCAUCGGCUAUAAACCAAAGAAAACCACCUGGAAAUGCUCCUAUUGGAGGUGGAUAUAUGGGUAACCAAAUGAAUGGUCCUAACGCAAAUUCAAUGGCAUCAAGAAUCCCUAAUAGUACUCCUAUGGGUGGCUCUAGUAUGAAUCCCAAUAUGCCACCACCUAAUAUGAUGAUGUCUCAACAAUACAAUCGUUACGAUCAAGAAAGAUUCAACCGUAGUGCACCUUCAAAUGAAUUCAGAAUUGAUACAACCGGGUCUUAUCACGGCUUCAACCUCAAAAAUGUUACAGAUAUACCAAAUAGUAAUAUUCCUGAUAUGAACAGUAAUGGUACUGGUCUAAAUCAUCCUUCAACUCCUGCAUUGUCCAAAGUUUUGUCAUCUAUUCCAUCUCCAAUGACUUCUGUUAUGAACCAAUCAAUACCAGGAGCAGGUAACAAAAAGAGAACUUCCAAAACACCAAUCAUCAUCAUACCUUCCACAACAACAUCUUUAAUCACUCUUGCUAACGCUAAAGCCAUUCUUCAAGAUUUAAAAUACCUCGAUAGUAAUAGUGCCGAUAUGCCUAGAGACAAUGAAAUACUAAUUCAGCGUCGUAAACAAGGUGAAAUAACAACUGUACCAUAUAGAGUGAUUAACAAUAUUCUUAAAUUAGGCGAUGGUGACUGGGAACGUGUAGUCGCAGUUUUCGUUCAAGGUCCCGCAUGGCAAUUUAAAGGUUGGCCCUGGGAUGGUAAUCCAGUUGAAAUUUUCUCUAGAAUAAAAGCAUUUCAUUUAAAGUGGGACGAAAUGAAGCUCGAUACUAAUGUUUCAAAAUGGAAUGUUGAAGUUAUUCAAUUAUCUAGAAACAAAAGACACUUGGACAGAGCCAACUUGCUCAAAUUUUGGUCAUCCCUAGAUACUUUUAUGAUAAAGAACAAGCAUUAUCUAAGGUUUUAGUGCAUUGAAUUUGAUUUUUUGCAAAUUUUAUCGGAAUGGAACAACAACUGAAUCAAAUGCGACCUACUAACUAUAAAUUAUGUAAAUAUUUGAAUAGCUUAAAGACCUAACAAUGGAAAUUCCUUUAAUUUAAGAGUUACGACAACUCGUAAAAGCUUCAAAGCUAUCAUCAACCUAAAGAUUUGAAUAAACAUAAAUGUAUCAUCUCAAGCAUCCUCGUCAAUUUCAUCAUUACCAAAUGGAUCUCUAAUCCCUUUCUUUUUUCGAUUCAUUUUUCGCCCUGUAUUUUCAAGUUUCUUUGUCCUUUUUAUCUUAAAGAAAAGUUUUAUCAGCUGGUCCUCGCCCUUAAAAACCGAAUGCUAAUUAAGUUGAAAUAAAAUGAAAUGAAACAAAA